UAUUCUUGUUCUUCUUGCUCUUGGUCAAAUGGAUUAGAAAUCAGCUAAUCCUCCCUUGCACUCUUCUUCUACUGCGUUUUAUUCUUCGUUUUCUUUGUUGUUUGUUUUUGAGGAUAGGAUAAAGUUAUAACAAGUUGAAGAACAUAGGAAAGUGCACUAAUGAAUUGUUACAAUCAAUGAUUUCUAAUUCGCGAUUGCAUGUUUUGCAAUCUUGUACGUUCAUUCAAGUGUUUAAAAUCAGUAUGUAAAGUGUUUUUUGGGAAAAUGUGUUUGUGCAAUUUCUCUGUUAUUCAUCAACACGGAGUUCUAUCAUUAGAGUAACGUAUUUAAUUCUCAUUCAAGAUUGAAGUAUCGUUUUAAUGCUAAUGUUGAUAAAUUCAUCGAUACGAUGGCGGACUUCGAUGCUAUUUAUGAAGAAGAGCUUGAAAACGAAAUGCCUCCAGAGGAGUCUUUUAUGAUAAUGACACCAGAUCCUAUAGUUGUCAGAGGAGCAGGAAACAUGACAGUAUUUGGAUUGAGCAAUCGAUUUGACACUGAAUUUCCCAAUGGUCUCGUAUCUCGUGUAGCUCCUGAGGAGUAUUCGGCAACGAUAGGACGAAUAAAUUCAGUACUCAAGAAAACCCUACCAGUUAACGCUAAAUGGUUAUUUUGCGGAUGUGUGUGCUGUUGUUGUACUCUUGGAUGUUCUUUAUGGCCUGUAGUAUGUUUGAGCAAAAGGACGCAGCAUUCGCUGAAUAAACUUUUAGACUGGGAAAAUAGUCAUUUAUAUCAUAAGCUAGGAUUACACUGGAGAUUGGCUAAACAGCGUUGUGAUUCGUCUUCCAUGAUGGAAUAUGUUUUAUUAGUCGAGUUCAUCCCGAAAAUUCCCAUUUACCGACCAGAUUAGUCGAAAUGUGAAAAAUUUAUUAGAUUAUAUUCUAGUGUUAUGAAAUGGUACUGGAAUAUGUAUUUAAAAUACAGCUCAAAUUUACGAAUAAUUAUGAUAAGUGACUUGCCAUUUUUAUAUUUUUAGUCUGACUUUAAAUGUGUAACUAUGUGCUUCUUGUUUAUUUUGGAUGCUUUUGAAGGAAAAAUUUCACUGUAUACGUAGUCUCCAUAUCAAUUUCUUCACUUUGAAUUGUUGUUCUUUUUUUAACGUGUAAAUAACAUAGUACUUGAUGUUUGAAACAUGUGUUGUAUGUAUAAAAUUAAGGCUAUUGAUGAGCCUUAUAAUACCUCGUGUAAAUAAUCGUAUUGCUGCAAUAUGAUUCGAUGAAACGUAUUUUUAAUUUUGGAUGUAAUUUGUAUUCGUUAAUUUUUUUUUUUUUGAGAUAAUUAUGUCGUAUGCAGUCUUAUUAAAUGUUUUUUCUCCUGGAAACUAACCUACUCUGAUCUUUUUAAAUGCUGUUAAUACGAUAUCGCGAAACAGAAGAAAAAAAUCGUACAACGUCCAUUGAAUUUGUUAAUUUUAUUCCUGUUAAAGCAUAUUGUGAUAUAAAAAUAGAAAGUACUUAAUUAUUCUACUUUGUAGCUUUGUAUGUGUGUAUAGUUUUUAAUAAUUAUCUCAUUGCUGCGAUAAUAUUACAAUUAAAUGUGAGCAAAAUUUCUAA
This is a messenger RNA of Planococcus citri (citrus mealybug), 1589 nucleotides long. RefSeq names its product cysteine-rich hydrophobic domain-containing protein 2. The record is from RefSeq and is a predicted model, not a curated record. The coding region runs from base 389 to 886 and encodes 165 amino acids. The transcript has 4 exons. Lineage: Eukaryota; Metazoa; Arthropoda; Insecta; Hemiptera; Pseudococcidae.